Molecule: messenger RNA, 4495 nt
Organism: Sycon ciliatum
Lineage: Eukaryota; Metazoa; Porifera; Calcarea; Leucosolenida; Sycettidae
Product: disintegrin and metalloproteinase domain-containing protein 19-like
Exons: 1
Coding region: 1-3822 (1273 amino acids)
Biological process (GO): proteolysis
Molecular function (GO): metalloendopeptidase activity
Source: RefSeq, a predicted model, not a curated record
AUGCCUAGUGCAAUGUCACUAGACUCAGUGGUGCUGGUGUGUCUCUCCGCGUUAGCACUUGUAGGUGGGCUGUCCGCAACGCGUCAUGUCAACCCGUCGAGACCGCGUUCCGAGGAUGAGCCACUGCCACUGGAGAGUGUGAGGUGGUUGCAGUAUGCGACGGACGGCCGAUUCGAACUUGUCGAUAUCCCUGAGUCCGCGUAUCGCCCGGGCCGAGCGGCAGACCAGCGCUCCUCGGAGGCUCUCAGCAGGUUGUUGUCACCUCGAGGCGACGAGGCUGCAUCUGCUGCUGCGGAUCGAGAUGUCCUUCUCAUACCUAUCGGGUCCGGCACGCCGCGAACGUUUCAUCUGAAGCUGCGUCCGAAUGUUCAGCUUCUACCGCCGGGUCACCUUGCACUGGUUCACAGUGACCGGGGUGGAGAGGUGAGAAUUGGCAAACGGAGCAAGGACGACUGUUACUAUCAGGGUGAAGUUGGCAAUUACGUCACCAGUCAAGCUGUAGUCAGUACAUGCCAUGGUGUAGUGGGAGAGUUCAGUUUCACGGAGACCGCUACACUUGCAAGGGAAAACUAUGGUGCCAUUGGUGGUAGCUCUGCUGGUGGUCGCAGCGCGUCGCACUGUUUCAUCAUAGAACCGCUCACUCAUCGUCCCCUGGCGAAUGGCUCUCAUUUCCACGCCCUCCUCAGGUGCGAGCAUGUGGCAGCGCGGCAAGCCGAAAAGCCUCGCGGCCAGCUCCCGGCAGCUCCGCCACGCCGUGAUCAAUCUCAUGACUACGUGCAUCUGUUGCCAGAUCGUCAUGGUGACGUCGAGACUUCUCCACGGCGACUGAGCCGUAGUGCCGAUGACGAUGUGGAGAAGGUCACCAUAGAGCUUGUUCUCUGUCUGGACAGCAGUCUCCUGCACAAGCUGAGUAGGGAGCCAUAUGACGCCGAUGACGACCACACCAAGAAUACUGUCGGCGUGCCGCUAGUCAGGGCCAGGCAGAUUGCUAAUAGGGUGGAUGCACUGUUCGCAAAGCUCGGCGUCCGCGUUGCCCUGGUAAUGGUCGAUGCCUGGACCAACGGCGAUCGCAUUCAGGUGAGCAGCCAGCUACGGAGCACGCUGGACGACUUCCUCGUCUAUCGGAAAUACCAGCUAGUGCCCAUCGUCAAGCAUGAUGUGGCCGUUCUGCUGAGCGCGGUCAGGUUCGCGGAGAACGUCGUGGGGAUGGCGUAUCCCUCGUCGAUCUGCUCCAGGUGCAGGUCUGGCGCGGUUGUCCACGACGACGGCAGGCGAGGCCUGGCAGGCGUGGUGGCGUCCACGGUGGCGCACGAGAUUGGUCACACGCUGGGCCUGCGUCACGACGAGGACGACGAGAAGGGGAAUGCGACGUGCGUGUGUCCCGCCACCGGCGCCGCCGACAACAGCACGUUGUGCAUAAUGGCCGGCGUCACUCCAGUCAACAGCAUACAGUGUAGCUGGUCCAAUUGCAGUCGCCGACGACUUGAUAACUUCCUCGGGGAUGGAGCCGCGAGCGACUGCCUGCACAAUCUGCCGCGGCGUAGUCCUGGUGACGCAGUCUGCGGCAACACGGUCGUCGAGGACGGGGAGCAGUGCGACUGCGGCGUACCAGAGCUGUGCGGUGACGCAUGCUGCGUGGCCGCGGACUGCCGACUGCGAGACGGCGCUCAGUGCAACUCGGGCGACUGCUGCCGCAACUGCAGCCUGUUGCCGAUGGGCAGCCCGUGUCGGCGUGGCGACGGGUCAUGUGACAUUGCGGAACACUGCACGGGCAGGUCGGCCCAGUGCCCGGGGGACCUCGCUCGCCAGAAUGGCAAACCGUGCGUGAGCAAGAACGGGGAGCAGGCGUACUGCUAUCACGGACGGUGUGCUACCAGAUCGGAGCAGUGUCGGGAGAUCUUCGGGCCCAGCGCCGCGGACGCCUCACCAGCCUGCUAUCCUGCCGUAGUGCCUCCAACAACCGCCGCACUCCAUGCAUCCACUACUGACGAUGCCAACCUUACCGGCAGACGCCUAGGCAUUCCCGCGGCCAACCGGUUCUGUGGCAAGCUGCAGUGCCUUGUGGAGGAGAAGUUCCCCAAAACGAGGUACGGGACGAACCCGAAAAUCACCCGUGUCCCCAUCGGCGGCAGCGUGAGUUGCACGACAAUCGAGUCAAGUGAUCGCAGCCGCUCAGACGAAGUCCCCCUGGGGCGCGUGGAGGACGGCAUUCGUUGCCACGACAAUGGAAUGUGUAGAUCGUCGCUAUGCCAACCGAUCGGGGAGCUCUUUGCGGAAAAGUGCCCGAUGAAUAAGGCAGGUGUGGAAUGUAGUGGUAAUGGUGAAUGUACGGACAUGAACACCUGCUACUGCUCGGCGAAUUGGACGGGGAGCGCUUGUUCCGAAAACGUAACGCAGCAGCCGCACCCAAACCCAUUUCCCGGAGCGGACUCAUCGAACGUGACGGGCUGCAGAGGCUGCUGGUUUCCCUGGCAACAGUGGUCACCGUGCUCGCCAUGCGACACACCACCCCGACGCCAUCGCCGACGCCGACAGUGCCACGGGAACGAGUGUGUCGGUGCGGCAACCGGGAGUCAAGCAUGCCCCUACGUGAAAUGCCCAACGUCAUCCGCGCAUGGAUCUGUUUUCUAUGCUGACAAUGGACUAUCAUACGAUUGUUCCAGCUGUGCUGCCUCAGGAACCACCAACAAGCUUUCCUCGUUGUCCGCCGCCAACUCUAACAAAAACCUUGUUGGAAUUGUCCUCGCCUGCGUUUUCUCGCUGUUCGUUCUGAUCACGCUGGUAUUCACCAUGGCCUGUCUCAUACGGAGACACAUGAAGCUCUGUCGGCUCGCCGAGCGGAGGGCGUCGGAUCUUUCCGUCGUGGGAGGCUUACCUCCGUGUCGGUUGUCGGACGGUUGUCAGGGGGACGGAUCCCGUCGCUCGUCAGCCCGAUCGGCACGCGUCUCGCGCAAGUCUAGCUGUGGUAGCGCGGAGCGGCGUCGCAUUGCCACAGCCGAUGAUGUCGUGUUUUUGCCCGAUGGUGAUGUCGUCAACUCUGGUGACUUGUUCGUCCGGUCAACGGAGAACCUGCUGCACACCGACCAGGGCAUCGUGGACAGUGCGUACUGCAACGGAAUGCUACUCCGAUGUGCCUAUACAGCUAACACAAAGCCUAGUAGUCAUGUCAUCGCUCGUGGAGGGCCUAGUAGUGAUGUCAUCGCCAGUGGAGGGCCUAGUAGUGAUGUCAUUGCUAGUGGACGACCUAGUAGUGAUGUCAUCGCUAGUGGAGGGCCUAGUAGGGAUGUCAUCGCCAGUGGAGGGCCUAGUAGUGAUGUCAUUGCUAGUGGACGACCUAGUAGUGAUGUCAUCGCUAGUGGAAGCUACGUCAACAUAGCCAGUGGGGACUGGAAGACCGGCAUAGCACAGCCACUGUGCAGCAAGCAACACGCCGUCGUCCCACACGUGUGCAUGGCCGCCGCCGCCGCCAACACCGAUAGCCUGGAUGCACUGGUGGACCGCCUGUCCGGGUACUCGGUGCCGCGCCCUUUAUCACUCACUAGCAGUCUAGUGCUCCCGCAGAGCAGGUCACUGGCCACCACCCCGUUGCAGGAUGCCAGAGCGGCAGUGAGGACAAACGACGGGCCAAAAAGCCUGAGCAGGAGACCCAGCCUACACCGUGCACUCAGCAAAGCCACCGCACCAAGACAAACCUUGGAGAGCUGCCCGUCACGUUCACAAGGCGUCACACACGCCAGCCAUGCUGUAGCAGUCAGCCGGAAGCAACAACACGCCCCGCCAGUACCACCCCGUGCUGGACCAUCGUCCACCGACGUAAACUAACGUUGUUAGGUGUCCACCGAAGGCUCGGGAUACUCUAUAUGCAGAGUAGGAUCAGGAAUUCGUGAUAGCUGGCAACUUCAACUCCAUUGGUGCUGCUACUGCUACUGAUGGUGUUGGUGUUGCUGCUGCUACUGGUGGGGCAUUGGCUUCAUUUCAAGGCGUAUGUCACCCACACUGUGUUCAAUGACGUCAUCAGAUCAUGCAAUGACGACAUCAGAUCAUGCAAUGACGUCAGCAGAUCACGUAAUGACGUCGGCAGAUCGUGUUGUGACACGCUCACCAUGCUUUCCACUUUAUAAAGCUUCAGUACGGUGCACUCACACACUGCUCAAGUUUACGAUAUUGAAACCCACUCGGAAUAUUGAAACACUUUAUUCAGCCCCCGCCCGGCCCACCCCUCUCCCCACUCCACAAUGCAGAUGAAGAUCGAAGUACAGUGAAACCUGCCUAAGACGACCGCUCAAGGGACCAUCAACACGUGGUCUCUGAUGUCUGCUUAUCCAGGGUACUAGUAAUUUGACUGCAUGUAGCAUCCCUUGGUCCUGGUUGCAGUGGUCUUCUGGGACAGGUGGUCGCCAUAUCCGAGUGGUCGCUUUGACAGGUUUUACUGCACUAACGUUAUGUAGUAACCUGGUACUCUAAACUCUACAGACGGACACCCUACUAUCAGAGG